Messenger RNA from Stylophora pistillata, 492 nucleotides. RefSeq lists its product as uncharacterized. NCBI's taxonomy places the organism in Eukaryota, Metazoa, Cnidaria, Anthozoa, Scleractinia, Pocilloporidae. The record is from RefSeq and is a predicted model, not a curated record.
AUGAGCAGAAAGAACGAAGCUUUUGCAAAGGAACCAUUCUUAAAAGGAACUUUUAAAAACCAGCGUUAUCCAAGUUGGGAAAACUACAGAAUUGGUAUGCGUCGAAUGUGGAUUGUGCGAGCACAGUCCAGCCAUUGGCGAGUCACAUGUGAUUUCCCAUCUUAUGGAGUGGAUUAUAGAGAUUACGUCAAGGUCACUUUUCAAAAACUGAAUCCGAUGAAGUACCAUGUCAGUGGGGGAUGCCGGCAAGUGGAGUACAUCAACAUCCGGGGUCAUAACUGUUCAAAAUGCACAGCUGGCUGGUGGCAGACUGAAACUCAAUUUCUGACGCACUUAAGUGAUAAGGAUGCCUGCCAGUUUGGCAAGACCUUCGGUUUCCUUGACAACGAGGCCAACUUUGGUGGCUAUUGGGGGAACAAUGUUAGCACUGAGUUUCGAUGUUCAUCCAUGAUGACUUCCACCACCAAUCAUUGGUUUGGAUGUAAGGUAUAG